AUGACGGGUUCAGCUGAUAGCUAUCGCUUAAUUAUGAAUAGGCAUACCACCAUUUCCGGUAGCACAGGCAAAUAUGACCCAACAGAUGCAUGCUCCCCAGACAAUUUUAUGGGUGGCGUUGUAGAAAGCGGAUACACCUCGGUUGAGUGCCUCCUCUGGGUAGGCUAUCGGCGUACGGAGUCCGUACAGGACAACGAUAGCCAGAACGACAAACAUCAACCACAGCAGCACAUUAAGGAGCUAGAUGAUAAAAUGUUUGACUUUCUCUACGUACAUUUAAUGUUAAGCUAUAUACCCAUUCGAUACUUUAGCAGUUUGACUCUGUACUAUGAACUAUCUAAUUUCACAACAGUUUUAAAAGACCUUAAUUUUUGUUAUUUCCCAGAUUUUUGUAUUUUGUUGAUUUUUCAGGCUGGAAUUCCGGGCGAAAACCUCACUCUGGCUUUUGAGUCUGAAGUAGCUGCCGUGUACUGUCGAAUGCUCCCAAAGAAGAGUCUAGUCGGUCUACGAGGACGAGAUCUUUUACAGUCGUUUAACAAAGGAAGGAAAUUCAUGGUUCUUGAUUUAGGAGGUGGCACGUGUGAUGUCUCAGUGAUGGAAGUCGUGAAUGAUGGAAACAUCGAGCACAUUCGUAAAGCAACGGGUGGGGCGUGGGGAGGCGGCAAAGUCAACGAGGAAUUUACUAUAUUUCUCAAUAAGAUUUUUGGCGAAGACGUUGUUAAUCAAUGUUGGGCAGAAAAUCCCUCGGAGUACUUGGAAAUGGUUCGCGCUUUUGAGAUAAAAAAGCGGAAAGUUUCAAAAGAAACAACAGAUGAAGUCCCAUUUAAGAUCCCAGCAGAGCUACGGAUGUUGCUGAAGUUAAAGACUGGGUUUGAAUUGGAGGAGGUGAUUCGCGAGACAAAAUAUAACGGCAAAGUUAUUGUUAAAGGUGACAAAAUUCUGAUAGACCCUAACGUUUUCAGAGAGUUCUUUAAGAAAACCAUCGACAGCAUUAUCAAACACAUGAAGGAGAUCUUCGAUGAAAACUCCGGACGCCAUAUUGCUACAUUAUUAAUGGUGGGGGGUUUCACCGAGUCACCUCUUGUUCGAGAUGCUGUUCGUGAAGCGUUUCCCAACAUGAUGAUCAUCACUCCGAAAGAACCAAGUAUGGCCGUGUUGAAAGGUGCUGUUCUCUAUGGACAAAAUCCCGAGUGUAUUUGCUCAAGGAUCUGUAAAUGUACCUAUGGAAUACGAAUUGCAAGACCGUUCAUAGAUGGCAUCCACAGAGAAGAAUACAAGGUAUUGGUGGACGGGAAAUAUUACUGCAAAAACUUGUUUCAAGUCUUUUUCACAGUUGAUGAGAAAACUAAAAUUGGUCAGACAUUCCGGUAUCCGAUUCAUAAUUCAUAUGAAAGUGAAAUUCGACAGGACUUAAGGAAAGAACCAAAAAUAACGGAAAUUUAUGUUAGUAAUGACGCACAUCCUCUCUACGUCACCGAUUCUAACUGCACAAAACACGGACAGAUCAUCAUGGAACCUCCCGGUGGAAUGUGGCCAGAAAAAUUUACUGGGUACGUGGAGAUGGAGAUCGCGGGAACUGAAAUCGUUGGGAGGUUUGUCAACAAAGAAAAUGGAGAUACAAACAUGAUUUACUUAGAUUUUCUUUCGUAAGCAAUACCACUUGCAGAUUCACUGAAGAAACGUCAGCGGAUUUAGCUACUGACAUAUAAAUUGAAGUUAACAUUGGAAGUGAUAAAUCGUUUUUUGUUUCUUAUUCGUGUCCAUUCAUCUGCUGCAUUUGCAUUGCACGUGGAAAAGCUCUUUGUCACUUAUUAAAAUCGGAAUUUCAAUAUAAAUCAAAUUCGUUUACAAUGUGUUCUGUAUUUAUGCUGAUGUGGUUAAUUUGAUGGUUAGUAAUAUGCUCGUUAAGAAAAACACUUUAAAAUCUAAAUGAAAGGCCAAUGGACCACAACGUCCAUUGGGUCACCUUGAUCAUACAGAGACAUUUUAGAACACUAAGAGUAUAUAUAAUUCUAUACUUCGCGCAUAUAUCUGUUCUGGAUCCAAAAUCAUUGAAUUCAGAAAAUUAAAUCUACACUACAAGAGGAUACUUUCACUACAUUUUACCCCUGUGGUUAUUGUAGUUGUUGAGCAGAUCCCAUCCAAUAUAAAAUUCAGUUUCAGUCUGCCGUUAACGUCUAUGUUCAGUGAUAUAUCCAAAUAUGAAACAGAUGGAAAGGACUGUGUUGUCGUAUUUUGAGGUCCCUGGGGUAUAUGGAGUCGAUAUAUUAAAAAUAAAAACACUGAUCAUCGAUGUAUCUAACAAGGUUACAGCAAGAGGUUUUUCUUGUCACGUAGAAGUUUUAGAAUAUAUUCAGAACAUCUAUGCUUUUUAGAUAAAAAAAAAAACCCAUUUCUUAGCGACUAUCAUGGUGUAAAGCAAAAUGUUUAUUUAGGUUUGUAAAUUUCUCUGUCUCUAUUUGUAUAAAAUUUCCAUUGGUACAUUUUACGAGGAAAUGUUAUCGGAAAAUCUUUUUUUCUUCUUCAUUUUUUGUACAGGUGUGCUGUAAACAUGUAGCAAACGUAUGAAAAAAUAUGUAUUAUGAUGAACUGAUAAAACGAAAUACAUGUACUUAGGGAAAAAAUCCACAUAAAAAUGCACAUAGAACUGGGAACAGCAAUUGCAUGCACAUUAAGUUACUAAGGAAACACAUCGAACGCGGAUUGAUAUUAAUCUCUCUAUUCCAUUUAUUGAAAAGGUUCACAGUACAUAAUGAUAAAAUCUGUUUGCAUUCGGACAGUAAGCACUUUACCAAAAAUCUUACAUCUUGCAAAUAACACAAAAUGUGAAUUAUUUAGUUAUGUUGAAAUCAUGGAAGCGCAAACCUAUAUUGGACAUUAUUGAAGAAUGCUAUAUUUCAUAUCCAUCAUAUCCAUGGCGAACUUGAAAUGACCUUUCAAGCAAACACCACGUUUUCUGCGAAUCACAACAAAAUAUAUAUUAAAGAUUUUGAAUGCAAAAGAAUAUUCAGUCCAAUAAUUAAGAGAAAGAUCAAUCCAAUAAACAAUAAAUAUUUAAACCUCCAACCCACGAUUAUUUUUUUUACGUAACAUCGAAAACUCAUUAAUGUUCUUUUAUCCUAUCAUUAGAUGAAAAUGGUUUAAAACCCAAAAUUUAUUUUACACAGUUUCAAGAAUUUGCAAUUGAUGACGC
Ostrea edulis (European flat oyster) is the source of this 3193-nucleotide messenger RNA. RefSeq names its product heat shock 70 kDa protein 12A-like. The record is from RefSeq and is a predicted model, not a curated record. NCBI's taxonomy places the organism in Eukaryota, Metazoa, Mollusca, Bivalvia, Ostreida, Ostreidae. The transcript is spliced from 3 exons. Gene Ontology annotation, molecular function: ATP binding; ATP-dependent protein folding chaperone. Bases 1 to 1650 code for a protein of 549 amino acids.